Molecule: messenger RNA, 1996 nt
Organism: Coregonus clupeaformis (lake whitefish)
Lineage: Eukaryota; Metazoa; Chordata; Actinopteri; Salmoniformes; Salmonidae
Product: cyclin-K-like
Exons: 10
Coding region: 310-1995 (561 amino acids)
Biological process (GO): positive regulation of DNA-templated transcription, elongation; regulation of transcription by RNA polymerase II
Cellular component (GO): cyclin/CDK positive transcription elongation factor complex; nucleus
Molecular function (GO): cyclin-dependent protein serine/threonine kinase activator activity
Source: RefSeq, a predicted model, not a curated record
UUCAGGCGACAUGAUUUGUAGAGAAGGAUACCGAUCGACGUUCUUUCAAAGAACAAGGUGCUCAGCCCACUGUUGUGUGGUGAGAGAUUGUUUCCUAUUUUGAUGUCACCAUACACUCCAAUACAAGUGUAGCUGUUUUAAUUGAAUGGAUUAAAUCAUUUUACUAUUUCUGCAGUUAGCUGUAGCUAUAGAGAGGUUAUUCACAUGGUAAAGAGAUAGCAUCGCUGUGCUAAAUCCCUUUCAUCGAACGGGUACAGUGCAGUGGCAAGCUAGCUAACUAGUAAGCUUCUACCAUUUUAAGGAUAGUUAAUGAAAGAAUACAGGGAUAAUUCGAUCCCUGGAAAUCCAGCUGCAAGUCUGGAUCACAUCAAGCCAUGUUGGUACUGGGACAAGAAUGACCUGGCUCACACCCCCUCCCAGUCCGAGGGCCUCGACCCGGCCACCGAGGCCCGGUACCGGAGGGAGGGGGCUCGGUUCAUCUUCGACGUGGGCACACGCCUGGGACUACACUAUGACACAUUGGCUACAGGGAUCAUCUACUUCCAUCGCUUCUACAUGUUUCACUCUUUCAAGCAGUUCCCCAGAUAUGUGACUGGGGGUUGCUGUCUAUUCCUGGCAGGUAAAGUGGAAGAGACCCCCAAGAAAUGUAAAGACAUCAUCAAGACCGCUCGCAGCCUGCUGAACGAUAUACAGUUCGCCCAGUUUGGAGAUGACCCAAAGGAGGAGGUGAUGGUGUUGGAGCGGAUCCUACUGCAGACCAUUAAGUUUGACCUGCAGGUGGAGCACCCGUACCAGUUCCUGCUUCGCUACGCCAAGCAGCUCAAAGAUCUGAAGUAUUUCCGAUCUGUUUCAGGUGAUAAGAACAAAGUGCAGAAACUAGUUCAGAUGGCCUGGACCUUUGUGAAUGACAGUCUGUGUACCAUGCUGUCCCUGCAGUGGGAGCCAGAGAUCAUAGCUGUAGCAGUCAUGUACCUGGCCGGCCGGCUGUGUAAGUUUGACAUCCAGGAGUGGAUGUCGAAGCAGUCUUCACGGCGAUGGUGGGAGCAGUUUGUCCAGGAUGUCCCAGUGGAGCUGCUGGAAGACAUAUGCCACCAGAUCCUAGACCUGUACUCCCAGGGCAAGCAGCAGAUGCCCCAGACCUCCAGCGAGAAGACCCCCCCUACCCCCGUCCCCACCCCCCAGCAGCUGCAGACCCUCACCCAGCUCCCCCUCCCCAACCCCCCCGUCCUGCCACCACUCAGCAAGAAGGUCUCUCCCCAGACCAGCCCUCCUCGUCAGCUCAAACGAGUCCACGUAUUGUCUCCUAAAGAAGAAAGCAAGGCACCUGAGCCAGUGGGUCCUAAGAUCCCCAGGCUGGAGCCUCCGAUGCCCCCUCUACCCACAGCACAACCCCCCUCGGACCACAAGCCUCCAGCCUCCCACCCUUCCAUCCCUCUCCCAGGAGAGAGUGACCCAACUGGGGCAGGAGGCCCAACGGAGCCCCCUAAAGGACCUCCACCCCCCCCCCACUCAGCCUCCCUCCACCAGCCUCCCCCGCUGCCCCACCGCCCUGCUCCACCACCCCCAUCCAGCUACAUCAUGGGCAUCCCAACCUCCAGCUCCUACAUGUCAGGAGAGGGCUUCCAGAGCCUCCAGUCUAUGAUGAAGACAGAAGGGCCAUCCUACAGCACCAUCCCCUCAUCGUAUGGCCCUCCCCUGGCCUACCGCAGCCACGUCUACCCCCCUAACGCCCCACCGCCUGGUCCUCCACCCUCCACGUCCUACCCUCCACCCAACCUCCCUCCACCCUCGCCCGCCUACCCCCCGCCGGGGUACAACCACAGCUACCCACCCCCUCCACGUAUGCCCCCGGGACAUGGGGACUACCCGCCUGGGAUGGCCAUCCCUCCUAGCAGCUAUCCCCCACCCCCUGGAGGACAGAGCCAGGUACCCCCUCCAAUGCCCCCUGGCAUGCCCCCCAUCGGUGGCCUGAGUCGGGGAGCUUGGAUGAGGUGAG